Selaginella moellendorffii is the source of this 2265-nucleotide messenger RNA. RefSeq names its product pentatricopeptide repeat-containing protein DOT4, chloroplastic. The coding region runs from base 20 to 1984 and encodes 654 amino acids. The transcript has a single exon. Gene Ontology annotation, biological process: RNA modification. The record is from RefSeq and is a predicted model, not a curated record. Gene Ontology annotation, molecular function: RNA binding; protein binding. NCBI's taxonomy places the organism in Eukaryota, Viridiplantae, Streptophyta, Lycopodiopsida, Selaginellales, Selaginellaceae.
AGAAGAUAAAACGCGUUUGAUGCACAGAAGAUCUUCUAGCUUGGCCUUGGACAAGAUUGGAUCGCCGCGAAUCGACAACGAGGGCUUCGCGAAUCUCAUCCGCCGCUGCGCUGCCGCCGGGGAUCUCGACGAGGGGCGCCGGAUCCACGCACAGAUCAAAGCUCACAGCUGUGGCUAUGGCGGCGAGAGGUAUCUUGGGAACCUCUUGGUGGAGAUGUAUGGCAAAUGCGGCAGCGUGGAUGACGCGCUCCUCGCGUUCCAUGGCAUCCAGCGCAAGAACCUCUUCUCCUGGAACAUCAUGCUGGGCGCGCUCGUCCACAACCGGCGCGGCGCGCAGGCGCUGGAUCUAUUCCAGGAGAUGGAUCGCCACUCGAUCGAGGCGUCCAACGUGACGUUUGUGACGCUCGCGGGCGCGUGCUCCGAGCUGGGGGAUCUCUCGCGCGCCAAGGCCCUCCACGCCCGGAUCGCCGCCACCGAGUUUGCGGCCCAGACGAUCGUGGGGAAUGCGAUCGUGGGCAUGUAUGGGCGGUGCCGGAGCGUGAUCCACGCGCGGCAGGCAUUCGAUCGGAUCGAAAACAAGAGCGUGAUCUCGUGGAACUCGAUCAUCACUGCAUAUGCCCAGAAUGGGCAUUCCAAGGAGGCGCUUGGGAUGUUUUGCGCGAUGGAUCCCGAGGGCGUCAAGCCCAACAGGGUGACUUUCCUCGCAGCGCUGGACGCUUGCUCGAUCGAGACCGAGCAAUCCAGCAACCUGGGGCGAGAGAUCCACUUCAGGAUCAUCGAGUCGGGGUUAGAAUCCGAGGAGACGAUCGCCAACAGCCUUGUAAACAUGUACGCGAAGUGCGGUAGAUUCGAUCAAGCCUUGCGGUUGUUCCAAAAGUUUCUUCCUGGGACUGUGGUGUCGUGGACCGCGAUGAUCACUGCAAAUGCCCAUUGGGGGCAUGGACGAUCCAGCAUCCGGCUGUUUGGCGAGAUGGAUCUCGAGGGCAUCGCGCCGGAUGAGAUCACUUGCAUUAGUGUUCUUGACGCGUGUGCGAGAGAGAGAGACCUCGAUUGGGGCCGGGAAGUGAUCGAGCUCGUUUUUGAGCGAGGUUUCCAGCACCACGUUGUGGUGGCCACCGCGAUCGUGAGGCUGUAUAGCGAGAGUGGCGAUCUGGAUCGCGCGAGAGAGGUUUUCGAUUCGAUCGAGAGGAGCAAGAGGACGGAUGUGUCGUGGUCGACAAUGAUCCAAGCGUAUGCCCAGCACGGUUUUCCCAGAGAAUCCAUCGAUCUGUUUGACGAGCUCUCCGUGGAGGAGAAAGAAGGCCAUCGAAUCAACGAGAUGGCGAUCGCGGCGGCACUGGAAGCAUGCGCAAUGGUGUCGGAGUGGAAGCGAGGAAGAGAGAUCCAUUCUCGAGCUAAGGCGAUGGGCUUUGAUCGAUCGUCCAGCGUCGUAGGCUCCGCGCUCGUCAGCUUCUAUGGCCGCUGUGGAAAUCUCAAAGAGGCGAAGCAAGCUUUCUCCAUGGCUGCGAGGAGAGACGUGAUCUCCUGGACAGCGAUGGUGUCGGCAUUUGCUCACCAUGGCUGGGGCGAGGAAGCGCUCGAGAUCUUCCACGCCAUGAUCCUCGACGGUGUUCUUCCCAAUUCGGUCACGCUCCUCAGCGUUCUCGCGGCUUGCAGCCACUCCGGCCUGCUCAAGACAGCCCGCGAGAAGUUCGUGUCAAUGGGCAACGAUUUUGGGAUCCAUCCACUGAGCGAUCACUACGAUUGUCUCGUCGAUAGCCUCGGGCGAGCCGGGAGGAUAGGAUCCGUGGAGGAGAUGCUGGAGUUCAUGCCCUUCCAUCCGGGGGCUGUGGUUUGGAUGAGCUAUCUCUCGGCCUCCAAAGUUUUGGGGGAUCUCGUGAGAGGGGAACGAGCGGCAAAGAUGCUGCUUGAUCUCGAUCCGGGGAACUGCGCAGCGUAUUUAGUGGUUUCCAACAUGUAUGUCUCUACUGAGAACGAGGAAUGACCUUUGCUUGUACAAACAUCGAAUCCAGAUGAGACCUACCAGAUGGACCGUUCGCCCUUCCAGAUUCCACGGAUCAAGUCUAAAGCAAGCUUUUGGAGUGUUGACUUCUCAAAAGCUCGUAACUCAUGGCUUCUGAUAAUAUCAAUUGAUUAUACUACUUAAAGACAGUGUAAUUAAUUCCAGUUUUUGUGCAUUUGGAUAAAAAACAAUUCGGUCAAAUGGUACUAAGAUGUAUGUUAACACUCUGAAAUUUUACUAGUAAUGUAUUGCACUUUUGCUUA